AUGGCUGAGUACGAAGCUUGCAUUCUUGGUUUGAAAAUGGUCGUUAACAUGAAUGUUUACGAGUUACUGGUUAUUGGAGAUUCAGACCUUUUGAUUCAUCGGGUUCAAGGAGAAUGGGUUGUGAUGAACCUGAAGAUUGUACCUUACGUUCAAUAUGUGCAAAAUCUGUAUACUGAUUACAUCGAUCCGCUGGAUAUAGAUUUGAAGGAACACCUAGUCUAUUGUUCACACGUUGAGUCCGAACAAGAUGGUUUGCCUUGGUAUUUUGACACAAAGAAAUACUUGGAGUCUGGGGCAUAUCCAGAAGACGCUACAUCUAAUCAGAAGAAGUCGAUACGUCGUAUGGCUCUCAAUUUCUUUCUGAAUGGAGAAGUCCUGUAUAGGAGGACUCUGGAUUUGGGUCUUUUAAGAUGUGUGGAUGCUGCUGAAGCUGUGAGGCUUAUUGAACAGAUACAUGCUGGAGUUUGCGGUACACACAUGAAUGGACUUACUUUGGCGAGAAAAGUUCUUCGAGCUGGUUAUUUCUGGAUGACUAUAGAGAAUGACUGUUGCAAAUUCGUGCAAAAAUGCCACAAAUGUCAAGUACACGGCGAUCUGAUACGGGUGCCACCUCACGAACUCAAUGCUAUGAGCUCGCCUUGGCCAUUUGUAGCUUGGGGAAUGGAUGUCAUCGAAUCCAUCAUUACUGAUAACGGUGCAAAUCUCAAUAGUCAUCUGAUGAAAGAGAUAUGUGAACAAUUUAAGAUUUUUCACCAGAGGUCAACUGCUUAUCGCCCUCAAAUGAACGGAGUUGUAGAGGCCGCCAAUAAGAAUAUUAAGAAAAUUUUGAGGAAAAUGAUUGACAAACAGCGAGGUUGGCAUGAAAUGUCAUCAUAUGCUCUACUAGGUUAUCGAACAACGGUCAGAACAUCGACUGGGGCUACUCCAUACUUGCUAGUAUAUGGAACAGAGGCAGUCGUACCUGUUGAAGUCGAGAUACCGUCAUUGAGGAUCAUCCAAGAAGCUGAGUUAAGCAACACUGAGUGGGUUAGCAAACGGAUUUAUCAACUAGCUUUGAUUGAUGAGCAGAGGAUGGUCGCUGUUUGCCAUGGCCAAUUGUAUAGACAGAGGAUGACUCGCGCUUUUCACAAAAGAAGUCGGGAAGUCGGGAAAUCAACUGGAGAUAUCAAGACCAGGAGCAAGCAACUGGAGGAAUCGACACAGAUCAUCGGCCGAAUUAUCCCGACGGAUGAAUACGGAGAGCUCCCGAAGAGGAGAAAACUAUCUCCAAAAUCAGUGAUCUUACUAAAAGCAGGAGGCAAUCCGUAUAGUUUGUGCCAAGAUGCUUGUGAAUGCGUUUGUUUAUUUCAAACCAUUCUUAACAAUGUGAAAUUUGCAAAAGUGUCUAGACAGAUUCAAAGGUGA
This is a messenger RNA of Solanum lycopersicum (tomato), 1404 nucleotides long. The record is from RefSeq and is a predicted model, not a curated record. NCBI's taxonomy places the organism in Eukaryota, Viridiplantae, Streptophyta, Magnoliopsida, Solanales, Solanaceae.